GACAAGUCCAUCAAGUUGUCAUUUAGCUAUUAUUUUGUUUUUGUAAAAUUAAUAAGAAUCUUACAAAGUAUUCUUAGAUUUAAUAUAAUGUAAUGUCUUAUCUUUCCUCUUGUAUACAUUUUAUGAUACACCUGCCUUUCUCUGGUAGUUGAGGCCGGGUGUUAUUUUAAUAUACUAUAAUGGCCCAGUCAAGUGCAAUGAACUCUGAUAAAAAAUCUACCGACCUGGAGGUAAAGGAGGAUCGCGAGGAUAUAAAGAAGGAAGAAAUUGUAGCGGUGAAGCCUGAACCACACGAGUGCAUAGUAUGUGUGACGCAUAACCUCGAGACUUUCGACAUAUUUAACACGAACACGGCUGCAUCCGGCAUUUCUCUACACAAUUUUUUAUCUAAAUUCUCCAAUUCCGCUUUAGCGGACUGCCAAAAUUCCACCAAAUUUGUAUGCAAGAGUUGUUUAGAUCUUAUUAACGUAUUAGAACAGGCGGAAUUGGAAUAUGUAAAACUAAAAGAGACUUUUGAAGCCAUUAUUAGUAAAAAUCCACUGUUCGACAGCUCUGUACAGCCAAUUAGCUUAGAUACUGUGAAAAAUGAAACCCUACGAGAACAUCCAGAUGAUUCAUAUGAUAUCUUUGAUGAUAUGGACUCAGAGGAUGAACCAUUGUCUAUGACCAAAAAGAAGAGACAUGGGAAAGUUGAUAAACGGAAAAAGAAAUUAUCUGGCUCAAUUAUUAAACGCAAACCACGUACCAAACAAAAUGAUGAAAGCUGGGAAUGUACAGAGUGCUUUGCGAGAGGUACAACUGGGGGCACAGUGGCAGCUAUGGCCCACAAGCUGGCAGUGCACUCAUUGGAGGAAUCUAACAGUGUCCUUAGAGAUAUGAAGAAAGAAGAUGCAGAUGGAUCGCACAAUGGUUUAGAGAAUAUACUAAAAAUUGAAUAUGAGGAGCUCAACGAAAAUGAUGACAGUUCUACAUUUAUGCCAGACAGUGAACCGAGCAAUGAAAACAAUCACAGUAAAAGAAAAAUGUUAGUUGGCAGGUGUCUCAAAAGUAAAGGUGUGUCCGCACAGACGAAGGCCAAGAAGAAAGAGGCUAAAGUUCUGCACCAGUGUGACCAGUGUGAUGCUAAGUAUUCUUCUUUGGCACGACUCAAGCAACAUAAGCAGAAACACGACGGCUCGAAGCCACCGUACAUCUGUGAGGUGUGCGGCGCUCACUACAAGCAUAAACGCGCCUGCGACAUACAUAUCGCGCUACACAAAGGUAUUAGUGAUUGGAAGUGUGAGGAGUGCAAUAAACUGUUUCCGUCUAAAGGUGCGUUGCAGAGGCAUAAUAAUAUUCACACAGGAAAACUAAACUAUCAGUGCGACCUGUGCGGCAAGUCGUUCAUCCACACGUCGUCGUUCAAGAUGCACAAGCUGUCGCACUCGGGCGUGAAGCCGCACGCGUGCGACGUGUGCGGGCUGGCGCUGAUGACGCGCUCGCACCUCAAGCGGCACAAGCGCGUGCACUCGGGAGAGAAGCGGCACGAGUGCGCGCUGUGCGGCAAGCGCUUCUCCGAGCGCUACAACCUGGUGGCGCACCUGCGCAGCCACGACGCCGCGCCGCCGCCGCCGCUGCCGCGCCGCCGCCUCUUCCGCUGCGGCUUCUGCCCCGACCGCUUCGAGCGCAGGUACAUGCUGGAGCGGCACACGUCCGUGGUGCACGGGCGCGCGCUCGAGCGGCCGCCGCCCACGCCGCGCAACACCAUGAGCAAGCUGCUCAAGGCACAGGCGCAGGCCGCGCGCCCGCCGCCCGCCGCCGCAGAUGGCGACUCAAAGGACAUACGCAGCCCGGAGUCCCGCGACACACCUGUCGCAUCACAGAAGUUACUCGCCCAGCUAACGGCGUCGUCGUCGACGUCGGUGUCGGCGGGCAGCACGUGGUCGGCCGCCUACGCGGAGUUCAACCUGCGCGGCGACUUCCCGCACUGACCGCCGCCCGCCGCCCGCCGCCCGCCGCCCGCUGCUGCCGCGCCGCCACUAUGCGGCGAAAUAAACCGGUUACUAUUAUUUGUAUCUCCUAAAACGCAGAUCAUAUACCUCCACGUGGAGUUUCAUCAUCGACGCCAUCAUAUUUUGCCGUUAAUUGGCCCAUGUUGAACAUAGUCCUUCGUAAACUUCCAUAAGAAACUGUCCUGAAUCUCCUACCAUCCACUCCCUCCCUGCAAUGCAUUUAAGAUAGCGGCUCCAUCUAGUGAAAGGUUGCCUUUGGAAUAUACAAAUGCAUUACAAAAAUAAGCCAAUUUUUCUAUUAAUUGUGUACAUGAAUAGGAAUAUCGUAAAGUAAUCGUAACAGUUAUUAUUUAGUAAGUAAGAGAUAGACUAUAUAUGUUUAAUAUUGUAAGAUUAAGUUAAAGAAAGCAAUACAAAAUUGUCACAUUUAUAUUUAAAAAUUAGGGCAAACGAAACUAUAUUUCACAAUGUUAUUUGUCUUUACCGAUUACUGUGAUUGAUUUUUGACAGUAAAUUUAUGUAUUCCUUGUCAAAAUGGAAAGUGCUUAUCAUUUUACAUAAUAUGUGUACUCGUAUAUUAUACAGUAUGCACAGCACAUAAUAUAUUUAUUUAUAUUAUAUGUGGGAAGUCGUGGGCGGAAAAUCAGACUAUAUUCAAUGUUUUAUAAAUUUAUUUGCUCCACAGCUCUUUUACAGGAUGCGAAUCCUAACGCCAUCUUGUUCCAAUUCCUUCGUCGACCAAUCAUACUUGUAUCAUGCAUCUCUUUCACACAUCAUCUUUACUCUCAUUACUGUUCCUUUCACACACCUUCUAGAAACAUCCAAUCCCACAUAUAUGAAAAGAAAUUAUUAUAAACCUAAAGAGAACAAACCUACUUAAAUUAGAAAAAUCCACCUGAUUUGGGAAAAUUUUAAUCGAAUUACUUGCAACACUGAAAAUGAUGGGCUUGGUUUAAAAAAAUAUAUGUUGAACAAUAAAAAAAUAUAUUUGACUCAAUAGGUCUUUUAUGGGUCUGAACAUUAAAUGUUAAUAAAUUAUAUAAUAAGAUACCGAAGGAUAUUUUGGAUCUGUCUUUUAAUAAGUUUUAAACUGUCAUUAAAAACUCUUAUUGAACAAAGCCUAUUAGAUUAGACAUUUGUAGUUGGUUACAUCAAAAGACCGGUGUGAACAACGUGCGACUGCUUACCGCUGUUAACUAGCUAACUUAACACGAGUAGAUCCGUCACUUAAUACGAGAAAUUGCAUGUCAAAAACAUAAAAUCAUUGGCUGCACACACUAAGCGAUUGCUUUAAUCACAAAUGUGCAUGGUGUUGCUAGAUCUUGCACGACUUUUUACCAACCAUGUAAUAUUAGACAUAGUGUAUUUAAAUAAAUACACAUAAUGUUAACAGAGAUUUAAAAGAGUAACUGUUGAGUUUCUCGCGGGCUCUUCACAACAGAUACCAACUUUCCGAAUACAGCGUUCGUAAAAAAAAAUACAAUUUAAACGUGCUUGGAAACAAGUCUAUUUGAAAAAAGAUGAUUGAAUUUGACACUCAAUACUCUAUUUUGAGGUAUAAGAUCUAAUGAAACUUAAUCUUUUGACUGCUUGGCUUUUGUAGCAGUCAUUACGCCCUCACUUGACUCAAAUCUGCAACUUUUACUGUACUUUAAUUUUUUUUUUCUCUUUGAAAAUAAAAACUUUCAUUUUCUGUAUCUAUUUUAUUAUAUUUACUGUGUUAAUGAAGGGGACAGCUGAAUAAAUAGGAACACUAACGUACGAACACAGGUUCAAAUAAAUAGAACAGAUACGAAAAUAUUUGACACUGGAACUGGGGCGGUUCAAAGAUUAAACAAGUCAUAGUGAUUCUUAUUCAGAACAUAAUUCGUUUAUAAUUUUUUUUACAAUAUCAUUAUUUACAAUAUUUUUUCUCUGUUUAAGAAUUGUUUUGAAUAAAGUUUUGUUAUUAUUGUGAAAUGUCAAAUCUGACGUAUGUCUACAUCGAAUGUAAGCUACACCCGUUACAGUCCAAUCAGGAAGGAAGAUGGACACUUUAUACGACAUGUGUAAUCUAAGAACAAGGAAUUACAUAGAAGGAAUGAUAAAAACAACUGUAAAUCAUAUGGUUGUUUCCUUUCUUCUUAUGCAAAUAUAAUUAGUAAAAAGAGGACGAAAGAUACACCAUCAGUUGCUAUUUUUCUCAAUUCAUAGCAGGCUAGUGUAAAGAAAAUGUUACACGGCCGUAUAACCCUAUCAAAUUCAGAUGCAACCUGCUUGCAUACUUUCUACAUAAACUGUGUCAAAUAUAUAAUCUAGUAAUGUAAAAUUUGUCAUAGACAAAUAUUUGACAUAUCAAACAUUUCCUAUACACUAGCCUGCUAUGAAUUGAGAAAAAUAGCAACUGAUGGUGUAUCUUUCGUCCUCUUUUUACUAAUUAUAUUUGCAUAAGAAGAAAGGAGACAACCAUAUGAGUUACAGUUUUUAUUUUAUCAUUCCUUCUAUGCAACUCCUUGUUCCUAGAGUUUAAUAUUGACAUACAAGUACGGUUUCAUAGAUAAUUAAUCGUAUUCAUGACACGUGUAAAGUGGGCUUUUUAAAACUCAAUGACUCAUUGUAAAUAUUGAAAAGAGAGACGCCAGGAAUAAAUAUGGCACUUUAUGAGUUUUUAGUAAAAACUAUUCCCAUGGUUAUUGUCAUAAUUUUUUAAACAUUGUAAUGAAAUUGUAGGCUAUGCUUGAUUUUCUUAUAGCGUGUAAAUUGUACAUAGACUUUAGUUGAAUGACUGUAAUGUACAGUCGCUCGACAAUUAUUUUUUAAUAAAUUAAUUCAUAUGACACUUUUCAUACAUGUGUAUGGUGAAUUGUAUGAAGUCGCAACGCGAGGAAUCUUACUUUAAUAUUGUGCAAUGCCAUUUACGAAGAACAAUAUUAUUUACAAUUAUUUUUAUUUUAAUAUUUUUAUUGAAUAAAUGUAAUUUUAUUAUAAAUAUAAGUAUAUAUAAUGCUAUGUAAAUAUUAACAGCACCGUUAGAUUUGAUAAUUUCCUAAUUUCCAAUGAGAAGCACUCGAGUAUUUGGUAAACAUAUGAGCGUUGAUUGCAAAACAAUUUUAUUGCAAUAUAAAGUCUUGUUUAAACUGAUGUUAAACCUAAACAUGCUCAUUCAUUCAUUUUAUUUAUAUAUAAUAAAAAAAAAUGCAUAUGGAGGAUUUCAUUCGUCCAUUUUAUUUAUUUUAUUUACUAGUUAAUAAAGAGAAUCGACUACUGAACAAGCCUCCCCCUUGAAGGGGUUUUGCCAGUAGUUGCCAUGCUUGGCAGGCGGAUUGGCAACCGCUGUUAGGUUUUGGAGAUGUUUGAAGAGCGAUGCUGCUGCCCAUCCCUUACCCUCCCUUAGUCGCUUAUGACACCUGCAGGAAAGGAAGACGUAGCCUGUUCUAUGCCAAGAACACAUGGGAAAAUAAAGAUAAUAAAAUGACGCAAAUACUAAAAUUUUAUAAAAAAUAUUUGAACAAUUUUAAUGUAUGAAUUGGCACUAUUUGUCAAGGAAAAUUGCAUGUAACCCAUUUAGCGAUUACUAAUCGAAAAUGGUAUUGCCAUAUCGUCACCUUUAUGGUAAACUUACGAAACUGAAAAAGACACUUUACAGGGGAACGUUUUGAAACAUUAGAAUGCAAAUGACUUGUGACAGAAGACUGCUGUAAAAGAUCAUGCUAACAUUUUAGUUUUAAAAUCCUGUUUUUUAUUAAAUGUGCUUAAUUAAUUAUUAUUAUAUUACAAGUAUCAAAAAUAAAUGCAUAUUCAUUACUUUGCACCUUCAUACAUGAGAGUUCCUAGGUACUGAGUUAUACAACAGCAAAUCUACGAAAGUG
This is a messenger RNA of Galleria mellonella (greater wax moth), 5839 nucleotides long. RefSeq names its product zinc finger protein 91-like. The transcript is spliced from 9 exons. Gene Ontology annotation, cellular component: nucleus. The record is from RefSeq and is a predicted model, not a curated record. Lineage: Eukaryota; Metazoa; Arthropoda; Insecta; Lepidoptera; Pyralidae. Bases 180 to 1970 code for a protein of 596 amino acids.